Molecule: messenger RNA, 1088 nt
Organism: Magallana angulata
Lineage: Eukaryota; Metazoa; Mollusca; Bivalvia; Ostreida; Ostreidae
Product: calaxin-like
Exons: 7
Coding region: 90-713 (207 amino acids)
Molecular function (GO): calcium ion binding
Source: RefSeq, a predicted model, not a curated record
ACCGCAGUCUGGGUAGAAAGACGCAUGCGCCAAACUUGCUUGACAACACCACGCGCACUGACUGCUUUCAACGGCGUUAAAAAUCAAAUAUGUCAGUCAUUAAACGUCAAGAUCUUGCAAAAUGUUCAGAAAAGUUGUUGAAAAGGAAAGAAUGCAAAUUCGAAAAACAAGAAAUAGAGAAGCUGAUUACAAUGUUUGCCAACAUCACUGGCGGUUUGAAUAAUAAGUUGGACCGUACAAAGUUUCGUGAUAUUCUACAUAUCAGCUUCAAUAUGACGGAUGAUAUCCUCAUGGAUAGAGUUUUUAGGGCAUUUGACCAGGAUAGUGAUAAUUACCUGACCCAUGAGGAAUGGGUUCUUGGCCUGUCUACUUUCUUGAAGGGUGCCCAAGAUGAUAAGAUCAAAUAUUGUUUCAUUGUCUAUGAUCUGAAUGGAGAUGGAUGGAUAUCAAGAGAAGAAAUGUUCCAACUUUUGAAAACCUCAAUUCUAAAACAUUCCUCUGAAGAAGACCAGGAUGAAAACAUCAAGGAACUGGUGGAACUCAUUCUGAAGAAGAUGGACCAUGACCAUGAUAGCAGGCUCAGCAUGAGUGACUUCAAACAGGCCGUGGAGGCAGAAAUCCUACUACUGGAGGCCUUUGGUCCAUGUUUACCAAGUCCCAAGCUCAGAGACGCUUUCCUACAGGAGUUGACUCAAGAACAGGGAAAAUUCUGAAGAUUUCAUGUUCUGUGAAACAACAAAAAAUACUGCUACAAGCUCUGAGGAAAAGUCUCGUUUAUUAAAUUGAAGAUUUUAGGGGCAACCUAUCUUUUGCAGAUCCAAACUGGCAAAUUGUGGGAUUCAAUAGAUAAAGCUUCAUUUGUACAUAUACUCAUUUAAUUUUAGGCGAGGGACCCAUCACAUUAUGAACUCAAAAGACUGUGAUAUUUUCGUGCAUUAUAAGUUGUGUGCCUUUUGUCUUGUUGUUAGCUAUAGCUGUACUUCUGUCACAUACUAUUUAUACAUAAUAUUAUCUGUUUAUUGUAAGAAAUACUCACAAUAUGUUGACAAUCACAUUGAUUGAAAUGAAUAAAUAAAACAAAAAACAUA